Molecule: messenger RNA, 2882 nt
Organism: Paramecium sonneborni
Lineage: Eukaryota; Ciliophora; Oligohymenophorea; Peniculida; Parameciidae
Source: the annotation of a GenBank genome assembly
AUGAAUAAUAAAUGUGAGUUAAUGAUUUAAGAGAGUGGACUAGAAAUAGAAAGAAGUCUAGAUCAUUCUAUUAUAAGAAGUCCAUAGGCUGAACAAUUAAUGAGUUCAUCAAAUAAACAAACUUUAUUAAAAUUUGAUAGUUCAUUUGCAUAAGAAUCAUUCCAAAAAAGAAAAGAUUCAUUAGCGUCAUAAAAUCUAUCAGAUAAAAAUUAAAUGAUAACAACGAUAGUGAAAUAAAAAUAAUUUUCUAAAUUGCUAAUUUAUUGCCAUUCGAUGAAAUUUGCAAAUAGGUUAAUCUCAUUAAUAAAACCUUGCUCUAAAUUUUCUAUUGAAUAAUUUGAAAUGAUUAAUGAUAAAGCAUCAUUUUUCAAUAGUAAUUUAUAAACUAAAAAAUAAACUACCAAGCAUUUUGUUUAAUAAAACUUAGGAGCUAUUGAUUUUUAAUUUAGAUGGCGUUUACAUUUUAGAAAAUUAAAAAAAAGAUUACUUGAGUAUCUUGCCUAUUAAUAUUAAUUAAUUCCAUUAAUUGAACCAGAGAGUUAGAAACUAUUUUUUUGGGAAAUAUUAUUAAAUAUAAUAAGAAUUUAUUUGAUAAUUUGGGUUCCAAUAAUCAUUGUAUUUUAAAAUCAACAAUUAGAAUUUAACAAUGGAAUUAUGAUUCUAAUAUCUAGUAUUUUAAUAUUUAUCGAUCUUUUUUUGCGUUGCAUAACAAUUGUAUAUGAUAAAGGCUAUCCUGUAGAUAAUAGAUAUAUUUUAAUUAAAAGAUAACUAAAGCUAAGCAAUUUAUUAGAAGUUUGUAGUAUAUUUGUUGGAAUUUUUUUAUCAAUUUAAUUUAAUGAUCCUUUAUUUAAUAAUUACUCAAUUUUGGAUGAAAUAGGUUGGAUAAAAUUAUUUUUGAUGUUAUUUUUAAUUCAAAUUAAGAAUGUUAUAAAAUUUAUGAAUAACAUUCAAUAUUAUUACAAACCUAAUAAAGAGAUGUCCUCUGUUAUAGAUCUUAUAAAAUUAGUAGGAUUAAUUUUAUUAAUAUAACAUUUAUGUUCUUGCAUUUGGUAUGAUUCAUAUAUUUAUUAGGUUGAUAAUUGGAAUGAAUUAAUUUUCAUAAUAAAAUACUUGGAUUAAUAAAGUAUUUUAUGAAAGUUGGAAAGUAUAAUAUUUAGAAGCCUUUUAUUUUAUGAGUGUCACAAUGUUUACAGUAGGAUAUGGAGACAUUAAUCCCUAAAAUUCAUUAGAAAAAGUGUUUUGUAUAUGUUAUAUGUUUCUAUCCACUUUAUAAUUAUCUUAUUCAGUUAAUACAAUAGGAACUAUUUUAACUUUACUUAAAGAAAAAAAUGAAAUAUUUAGAUAGAAGAUGACUUGUAUAAAUGAAUUCUUAAAAGAUAAAAAUAUUAGCUAAUAAUUACAAUAUAAGUAGAUUUUUUAAAUUUAUUUUAGGAUUCGAGAGUUUUGUACAUUUUAUUGGGAAUAAGAUAUAAUUUAAAAAAAGAAUGAAUAAGAAUUAAUAAUCAAAGAAUUACCUGAUGAAUUAUAAUAUUAACUUAAAUUAGAAUAGGCAAGAUAGCUUGUCAAUAAGUGUGCAUUUUUUAAAUAAAACUUUGCCAAAUAGACUAUUUAAUAUAUAAUUUAAAGGGUUGAAUUUACAUCUUAUUAACCAGGCACAAUUAUUCAAAUUACACCUUCAAACAAUGGAGUUUUUGUGAUUGAAAGAGGAAAUAUUGAAGUGCUUUAAAAUAAAGUAUUUAUUAUAUAAUUUAAAUAGACUAAAAUAUCUAAUUUAAAAGAUUUUGAUUUAUUUGGAUUUUAAGAAUAUAUUAAUAAUUAGUAUAAUCUUGAUAUUGUCUAUCAAACAACUACUUAUACUAGUAUUUUAUGUAUUCCUUAUUAAAUUAUGAAUGAUGCUAUAAAAAAAAGUAAAAGAGAUUUUGAAAAAAUUUAGAUUAAAAAGUAAAUUUCUAAAUUCAAUUUUUGUUAUAUAUGCAAAAGCACAAAACAUUCAAUUGAAUAAUGCAAAUUAGUUCAUUAUGUUGUUGAUAAAGAAAAAUCAAUUAAAACUUAUUUACUGGUUGAUAAUUAAAUGAGAACUAAAGUUAAGAGAACUAAUAAAUUUUAAAGAUUUUAGACUUUAAUUCAAUAAGAAAAUUUAGAUACAACUUGUAAAUUGAUUUAAUAGGAAUUAGAAAAGGAUAUUGAAUAAAUAUUCCCUGAAUUAACUUAUGAAACUUUAAUAAAACCAUUGAAUUCAAGUUAAAAAAUGUUCGAAUCUCCAAAGGAUCAUGAAAUUUUUCGACCUUAGAAAUAAAACUAUUUACUUGAAACUAUUAAAACUAGUUAAGUUAAAACUUAUGAUAAAUUUUGUAAUAACCUUUCAUUAACAUUUCGUAAUUAAGAUAUCUCACCUUUUAUCAAAGAACCAGAAAUAUUAAAGGAACUAUAAUUAAAAAUGAUUAAUAUCCAAAAAUACCCUUAAAAAUAAUAAAAAGAAUUAUUUAUUUUAUAUAAAACACUUGAAAAUUAAACUUAAGUAGAUUUAGGAAUUGGAAAUUUUGAAAUUGUCAAAAAAUUUAGAAAAUUUGAUAGAUUGUGGAAUAUAGGUAAUGUUAUUGAAUAAUUAAAUUAAAAAUAUUAACAUUCAGAACUUUAUUUAGAUAUAAUUAGAAAGUUAAGUAAAUAUCUACUAUUUCCACUUGACUUUAUUUUGCUUUUUAAAAAAGAUCUGAUUAAAUAAAGAGCUGAAAGUUAUUAAAAUAAAAAAAUCAAGGAUUCUGAUGAUGAAAAGAGCGAUAAUAAAUAAAUUAGUAUUAAUUUUUGUUUAUUAAAAAGGUCCAUUUAGAAAAUUUGAAAGAAGAAAAGCGUUAAUUUAUCCAAAAUCUCUUACUUUUAAAUGA